AUGACAAGAAAAUAUCAAAGAGAUAAGUUGCAUAAAUAUAUGACUAAAGAUAUUAAUUUUGACAGGGGAGGUAAUUCCAAGAAUAAUAACACAACAAGAGCUACCUCUCCCGGUCAUCACAGUGGUAUUCCUACACCAGGUGGUAAGGCAAUUCCCACUCGUAGUUCCUCCGCAGCUGAGAAACAGCUGAACCGAACCAGUGCUAGCUCCACCAGUUCUACUUCCUCCACGAAAAGUAAUCCUGGGAAACCAGCCAAUAAAAACUCUAUGUUAGACAAAUUUAAAUUCUUCAAUUCCAAGGAGAAGGACAAGAAAGGAGGGGUUAAAUCCUCCUCGAAAAAAAGUGCAUCAAGUUCCAACGCGAAAAGUGAGUCAGAUUCGAGUAAGGACACUAAGUCUUCCACCAGUCCGAGGAGUUCCAGCUCCUUUGAGACUGGUGCAAGCACGAGCAGCAGCAACAAUGGACCAAACAGUCCAAAACUGCCGGCAAAAUCUGGCAAAAAAUCUCUUGUGCGUGCCUUUAGCACUAAGCGUGAAACCCCCAAGACAUUAGCUCCUGAAGAGAAUGGUAAAAAACGUAACACCCCUUCCCCAGGUUCCCAACAGCCAAGAACCCCUUCUCCUAACACCAACAUCCCCUUGGGGCCUGGAGCACCACCACCAGUGCCCAAAACAUCACCUCCACCCAGCAGAAAAAAUCUUGCCAAGGCUGAGAAAGUUGAAAAACCAUCGAAAUCUGGAACUUUGAUUCCGAAAUCAUCUUCAGGAAAAUUUAAAUCUGCUGCUUCCACUCCCACCUCAUCACAAAUACCAGCUCCGAAUUUUGCCAUGCCGAAAUCGUCCAGUAAAUCUGGAAAAUCAAGCAAGGAGGAAAAGAGUAAAAGUUCGAAGGAAAGUAGUAAAGCAUCGUCGUCUUUGCAAGGAGCGUCCUCUAGUAAGAUAUCGAAGGGACAUUCGUUAUCCAGUCCUGCAUCAACACCUGAUGGCUCGAGACCGAUGUCCCCUAUUGUUCAUUCAAACUCCAAUCAUUCAGGCAUGAACCACGCCACCCGUUCAUCUCAGGAAAAUAGCAGCAAUUAUAGCCAAUCACAGCAAGCUCGUGUGUACGCUCAGGACAAUAACAUGUAUUACCGUGUCGAACAUGGCUCGGGGGUAGCAAACCCGCAUUCUAAUGCGCAUGCACCCACCGAUCAAAUGAACAUGGUGUCUAAAUCAUCGCGGACUCCAAAAAGUCAAAUUGUUAUACCGAGUGCUCGCGGAAUGCAUGGUGGCGCCACUAUGACUCAAACUGUGAAUGUUGUUAAACCACAAUGCACUAUGGCGCCGACUCGGAGUGUUUCAAAAGCUGACGGAAAUACUCAAACAAACUUAUCAGUGAUGCAAAAGACAAUUAACACCUCAAAAUAUGCAGUGCCAAGAGACAGUAGUAACCAUAACUCCCAUACUGACGUUAGUUACUCAAAACCCAGUGAUUCUGUGUUCGCUAGUCAUAUGGCCACCCCUGUACAUCCUCAAAGUCCAAGCAUGGCUGAACGUGUCCUGAAUACUGGCCUCGAAAAGUGUUCACCUAGGGAUGAACCAACAAACAUUUCCACUAGCCUAUCAUCAAGCCAGUCUUCCAAUACAUCAGGAAGUGUAUCGUCAAACGAUAGUGUGAUCCAAAAACCAGGAGUUGAGAACAGUACUUACGAUCGCUUGAUGUCAAGUUCAUCAAAUUCUCCGAGACUAGGAGUUAAAAUGCUGGGAAAACCUGCCAAUAACGUAGCCAUAGUGCAACCGCGUCAUGGUGAAAAAAUGGAAACCACUUUUGAUCGUGAAGUAAGAACUGAAAAAGUGAACCAGCAGCAAAAUCAGAAAAAUUUAUCAGGAAAGGAAACGACUUUCUCUGAAAAGAGUACAACCUUUGUAGACGAUUGUGGGGAAACCAUGGACAUUAAACCAAUGCCUCCAAUAAUGAGAGCAUUGCCUUAUGGGUAUUUCCGAGGCUACACUGGAUAUACUGGACUAUCAUCGAAUCGUAAUUUCCAUAUUCCCGGAAUAUCUGUACCGCCCACUCAAGCAAUGUACGCCAGCAGUGGAAGUAGACUUGGAGUGAAUCGCCCGAUUUUGGAGCAUCCAAAAUUUUAUUCUGGACAAAUUAAACGUUCUGGAUCAAAUGCUCCAAGCAUUAAUAAUGAUCCGGAUUACGCCUCUGAUGUGGAUACGUACGAUUAUGUUUCUGGAUACAUGUCAGACGGUGAUAUCUUGAAAACAAAUAACAGAGUUGAUGAUUGGUCAAGUGGAUAUAUGAGUGAAGGUGGCGCCUCUCUUUAUGCCAGACGUCUGCAGCAGAGGUUUCGUGAGGGGAUGCAGGCAGUGAAAGAUUGUAUGCAGAAAUCCAGUGGAGUUAUAGAUGAUGACAGAAGUAAUAGUAGUAUAGUAGUGGAAUCCUCAAAUGAGGAGUACCAACAGGUGUUUCAAAAAGAUUUUGAUGACAGUAGUUCAAUCAGUAGUGGAGAUAUCAGUGAUACGAUUGCCGAGAUCAGUACAGAUGAAAACUUAACAGGGUCAGGGCCUGCCCCAGACAACAACCCUUACAGUAGUUUAAAACGAGGCCCUAAAGAUUUGACGCAGGGGAUUCACGUCAGCAAUGGACAUAGUGGACGCAUUCAAGGGAAACAACCCAAUCUUGGUACUAGUGCUUUUCUAGCUGGUAACUAUAACAACAGUGAUAGUAGUCCGUACGGCUGGGGUAGAAAGUAUUACAUACCACAAAAUUCUAAACUUUUGAGCAGUGAUCCCAGUGAUUAUGCUUAUCCCUAUAACAACAAUUGUGAUCAACAAUCUCAGUGGGGUCGAAGUGAACCUGGUUACGGUUCCUUAAGAAAACUUUCAAACGCUAGCCAAUCAGAUUACGGCUAUUCUCGUAGCGAACGUGGUGAUUCGCCGCAUCAUUAUGCUGCCAGUGACAAGGGAACUUACUCUCCCGCACCGAGUGUAAAAUGUGACUCGACUACUAACACCGACCAGUCUCAUUUAAUGGAGACUAGUUUAAAACGUAUGCAGACGGCAAGAGGUGCUGCCCCUAGUGGUGGAAGUGGUACAGGAAUACAAUAUCGCCGACCUUUAAGUAACGUAAGCAAUUCUUCUGGAGGCAGCAACAAAAGCAAUGGAAGUGGUGGUAAAGGUUCCACCGCAGUUGGUAGCCGAUUAGCUAAACAUGGUGUAGAUAACACUCCCUCUGGAAUACCAAGACCUGGUAGUGCUGCUGCUAAAUUGAGUUCUCAUGCUGACAUGGGUCCUGAAGCUUACGCCAGCAGCACACUUGAACGAAAGAAGAAAGGCUUGACGACCAGCAAAUCAUCCAGUCAUGCUGUAGCCACAGACUUCCAGUCUAAUACACUUGGACGCAGAAGACUAUUUGAUAGUAAAGGCAGCUUAGCAAAAGGACAAAAUGGUGAAAAUGGUAGCAUGUGUCCUUCUACGAUAAUCUCCAAUCCGCAUGCAACGUACGGUAAAGUUGGUGGACAACAGAGUCAUUAUGUUAACUUGCAGCAGCUUCAAGCCUUACAGCAGCAGUGCACUCUUCAGCAGAACAGCCCUGCCAGCGGUAACUAUAUUACAUUGGAAUACAGUAGUCCACGUAACUCUGGCAAUAACUGGUUGCUAAGGAAUGGUAAUGGUGUCAUGAGUGAAACAGAAAGCAUGGAUUCCAUAUCGUCUGCUACGUCAAUGUCAAUUCAAGCUCAGAUUCAGCAAGCUCGUGCUUUAAGUGGAGCAAGUGCACGAAUUUUAGCUCAGCAGAGAGACCAGACGUCCAAUCAGAAUCAAGAUGGCUUCCAACGAUCUGAUAGUAUUAAAUCGACUCAUUCUGAUGUUGCUCUGUCCCGUAAAAAAUCUUUACCCGAAGAACUUCCUCGCACCAAUUCUUUCUCUCAAUUGUCUAGUCCUUGUAAUUCGGCUGCCGAGCAACUCGCCUCACCUUCAUCUCUUCACGCUUCUUCUCGUUUUACGUAUCCUAUGACCUUCACCUCUGGCAUGCCUAGUAAUCUAUCGCAUCACAUGGUUCACUCGAAUACGCACCAUGGGAUGAUUUUCAAUAGUCUUCCACUGACCAAAGCCUCCAGAGAUGAAGAUGGUAUCAGUCGUAAGUCUUAG
This is a messenger RNA of Lottia gigantea (owl limpet), 4137 nucleotides long. RefSeq lists its product as hypothetical. NCBI's taxonomy places the organism in Eukaryota, Metazoa, Mollusca, Gastropoda, Lottiidae. The record is from RefSeq and is a predicted model, not a curated record. The transcript has 4 exons. Bases 1 to 4137 code for a protein of 1378 amino acids.